Messenger RNA from Zerene cesonia (dogface butterfly), 1843 nucleotides. RefSeq names its product segmentation protein Runt-like (gene run). Gene Ontology annotation, cellular component: nucleus. Gene Ontology annotation, biological process: regulation of DNA-templated transcription. The transcript has 3 exons. Lineage: Eukaryota; Metazoa; Arthropoda; Insecta; Lepidoptera; Pieridae. Gene Ontology annotation, molecular function: RNA polymerase II cis-regulatory region sequence-specific DNA binding; DNA-binding transcription factor activity, RNA polymerase II-specific; ATP binding. Bases 319 to 1548 code for a protein of 409 amino acids. The record is from RefSeq and is a predicted model, not a curated record.
CCGCGUGUACGCGUACUUCGCCGCAACUUCGGUGCGUGUCGUGCGUCUUCGGCUUGCGGUCUCAGCGGGUCGCCCAUUUAUUUUUCCGUGUCCCCUCCUUGCGUCUUGCCCGUGCCCAACAAGUGGUGUACGCGGCGGCUUGCGGCUCAUACGGCGUCUCGCGCCCUAACUUUAAACAACUUUUAGGAGCGCUCCGCGUCGUGAGUUCGAAAUUUCGUUCGCGUGUUGUAAACUUUUCAAAAGUAUCUUUAAGAGUUGUGACGUGACGGAGGACUGUUGUGGCGUGUAGACAAAGUGUUCGCGGGUGAGCUGAAGUCGAUGCACCUUCCGCACGCGAGCCCCCCGACCCCAACGAUGGCGGAUGUUUACUCACACAUUCAUGAGUACUACAGACAGAGCCACGGAGACCUGGUGCAGACUGGAUCCCCAGCAGUGCUGUGCUCGGCGCUACCUGGCCACUGGCGAUCAAACAAGUCGCUGCCCGUUGCGUUCAAAGUGGUCGCCUUGGAUGACGUUCAGGAUGGAACGAUAGUGACAAUUAAAGCUGGUAACGACGAAAAUGUGAUGGCUGAAAUGAGGAACUGUACGGCAGUGAUGAAAAAUCAAGUGGCAAAGUUCAAUGACCUCAGAUUCGUUGGUAGGAGCGGACGUGGCAAAUCCUUUACCCUGACAAUCACGAUCAGCACAUUUCCUUCACAAGUCGCAACUUAUACCAAAGCUAUCAAAGUAACCGUCGACGGACCGAGGGAACCAAGAACUAAGCAAAAUUAUGGCUAUGGACACCCCGGAGCUUUUAGUCCGUUCCUAUUAAACCCCGGAUGGUUAGACGCAGCUUAUCUAAAUUACGCUUGGGCUGACUACUUCAGGCCACCACAAUUGAGAGAUCCAGCAUCUUUAGUAAAAGGAGCAGCACCAUUAACUACACCUACGGUUCCGAUACCGCCAUCGGAUCUAUUUCCGUUUCCGCCGGCCAUGGCUAACCUACCGCCAGCGGGAUUAAUUCCACCACCCGGAGCAUUUUUACCACCAAAUGGACUUCUACCUUUCUCACCACAUCCUGCUGAUUUAGCACUGAAAACUCUGCCACCAGAAUUGACACUUAAAAAUGGUGUCAGCCCAUAUGAUGCUUUAAGGCACUUACAAAGCAGCGUCUCUUCAAUGGAUAAUUCCAGUGCCAGAUUAUCUCCAGCAAGCAGUAGACAAAGCGGAAGCCCUAGGAGUAUAAUUAACGCCAGCCCACGAUCUAAAGCUGAUUCGAAAUCGGAAGUCAAUUCGACGCAUGAUGCGACGAUAUCUGAUGAAUCUGACGAGGAACCCAUUGAGGUUGUGAAAUCCGCGUUCCACCCGACGCGACCAGCUAAUGUGGAGCUCCAAGAAAUGAAGCAAGUACAAGCUGCAGACUCAACUGUGUCUGACAAGCCACGAGUUAGGAACGAGCUUAAAGCUCCUUCACAGCGAACCACGCGAGUGCUAUCCACAAGUCCUACUUCCACAAAGAUUAGCAAUGGAACGUUAUCAACUCACAAAUCAGUUUGGCGGCCAUAUUGACGCUCCUAGUGAUAGUGCCAAAUAUAAAUCCGUGAAUAACGGAUGAAAUUGUGAUAAACCGAGCUUGUACAUACUAUAGUCUUUACAAAGAUAUAAAUAUAUUUAUUUGUAGCUUAGGAUUCACUAGGUUUAGUAAAUACUACUCAACGUAGUUCAAAGUUAUCCAAAUAAUGCAAUUAAUAGGAGGUUAUUGUUAUUUCUACGAAAUGUUAUGUAAUUUUGCCAAUGUAUAUUGCUACACGAAACUGUUUAAUAGAGACAUAUAAAGUAAAUAUAGUGAAAUAGAUAAUAUUGU